Messenger RNA from Prunus mume (Japanese apricot), 914 nucleotides. Its product is annotated as SNARE associated Golgi protein family. Lineage: Eukaryota; Viridiplantae; Streptophyta; Magnoliopsida; Rosales; Rosaceae. The record is from RefSeq and is a predicted model, not a curated record. Gene Ontology annotation, cellular component: membrane.
UAGCCCGUAUGGUUUAACAGAAGAGUGAGAGAGACAGAGACAGAGAGACAGAGAGAAAAGAGACAGAGAAAGAAGGAGAAAUGAGGAAGAGAUGGUGGACGAUAGGAUUGGUGGUGGGGAUAAUUGGGAUAGGAAGGGAAUUGACAAAGCUGUAUGGAUGGGACAAGGACGCUCUGCUGAAGGUGUUUGGUGAAUUGUCUGAUCGGCUGGGAGUAUGGGCCAUUCCGUUGUACGUGGCGAUCCAUACCCUCACUCUCGCUCUCUGCUUGCCCUACGCCAUUUUCUUCGAGGCCGCCGCUUCUCUUCUCUUCGGCUUCUUCCCGGCUGUCCUCUGCGUCUUUGCCGCCAAGCUGCUCGGUGCUUCCCUCUCCUUUUGGAUUGGCAGGUUAAUAUUCAAGAGCUCAAGUUCAGCAAUGGAGUGGGUCCAGAGGAAUAGGUACUUCGCUGUCCUCUCCAGAGGAGUUGAGCGAGAUGGUUGGAGAUUUGUUCUACUUGCCCGCUUCUCGCCAAUGCCCUCCUAUAUCAUAAAUUAUGCCCUUGCUGCAACAAGAGUUCGGUUUGUUGUGGAUUUUCUGCUUCCAACAGUUAUUGGCUGCAUGCCUAUGAUUUUACAGAACACAUCGAUUGGUAGUUUGGCUGGUGCUGCUGUUUCUUCAGCAUCUGGCUCUCAGAAAUCUCAAAUUUGGUCAUAUCUUUUUCCUGUACUAGGAAUUGGCUCUAGCAUUCUUAUUUCCUUGAGAAUUAAGAAGUACUCUACUGAAAAUUUAGUGACUGAAUCCCCUACCAGUGAGCAUAUUAAUGAUUCUAGUAACAUUGCCGAUUCUAACGAGGACCUGAAAAAGGGUCAAUAAUAGAUUUGUUAACCCUAAAACUCCAAAGAAUGGUUGUCUUCUCCAAUUGAUGGAAUUUUUGCA